Salvia splendens (bonfire salvia) is the source of this 1799-nucleotide messenger RNA. RefSeq names its product squamosa promoter-binding-like protein 16. NCBI's taxonomy places the organism in Eukaryota, Viridiplantae, Streptophyta, Magnoliopsida, Lamiales, Lamiaceae. Bases 975 to 1664 code for a protein of 229 amino acids. Gene Ontology annotation, molecular function: DNA binding. Gene Ontology annotation, cellular component: nucleus. The record is from RefSeq and is a predicted model, not a curated record. The transcript is spliced from 2 exons.
UACUUAUUAGCCUGAAAAGGAAGGUCAUUUUGUUAAGCAAUAUAAAACCAAAAAUACCACCUUUCCUUAUUGGAAUUGGAGUAUGAUAUAAUAUUGGUAUAUAAUGCUCUAUUCAAAGAAACUGCUGCUUUCAAUAAUUCAAAAACCCUUUAUUGCAAUUUACAACCCAUCCACCUACCUACACUCAAUUGGCACUGCUGCAACUCUCUUUCUCUCUCUCUCAUAUUUACACACACAUACAAGUUGUAUUCAUUCUAGCUAAGCUUUUGCCAGUUGCCAGUUCCAGCCAUAAUGGAGUUGUUGUCAGAGAAUGAAUGGCUGAGAAGUGAAUCCCAGUUUACUACUUCCAAGCUUCUUUGAAACUCUUUUUCUUAUUUUUUCAAGAUUUCCAUUUAUCUGCAUUCCUCUUCCUAUUUUCAGUUUCUACUCGGCUUCUCCUUCAUUUUAAGUUAUAUCUCUCCCUCUUUUACUAAUUUUUGUACACUGCUGCCUAUUUGCUUUUCAAGACUUGUUUGUAUCUUGUGUAUAGUGUUAAGGAAAACAAAUUAAGAAUGAAUGUCUACUUUUGGUAGUGAUGGAAUAAAAAUCUCAUCUUUACUAUUUCUGCUUCCUUUUUCUUUGGUAGUAGCCAGUAGUAGGUAAACAAUUUUUAGUGGAUCUUAAUUUUUGUGGCUGCUAGCUGAAGAAAUAGUUGACUUAGCUUGACCAUGAACACUCCAAAUUUCUGAUAUAUAUAUGCUUCACCAAUUACUGGCUUAAGUAGAUCUUGCUGUUUAGGGUCUGUUUGUUAGGGCAGAUUACUCUUUUAUCUUGGUGUUAUCUGACCUAAAAUGAUUUAAAAUAUAUGUUCUUAUCUUAUUUUGCUAGUACUAUAUGAUAGGAAUGUAUGAAUAGGUGUUAAUUUGAUAUAGUAUUAUAAGGAUACAUAAAGAGAUGAAGAAUGUGCAAGUGCAGGUGCAUGAAUUAAGUGAAAUAUGGAAAUGGAAUCAUCAGCAUCAUCAUGUAAAAGAGCAAAGGCCCCUCAGAGUCAGACAGUUGUAGCUGCUCAAUGCUUAGUAGAUGGUUGUGAUGCUGAUUUAAGGCUAUGUAGAGACUAUCACCGCCGCCACAAAGUGUGCGAGGCUCACUCGAAAACCCCUAAGGUCACCAUUGCUGGCCGAGAGCAACGCUUCUGCCAGCAAUGCAGCAGGUUCCACUCGCUGGUAGAGUUCGAUGAGGGAAAGAGGAGCUGCAGGAAGCGGCUGGAUGGGCACAACCGGAGGCGGAGGAAGCCUCAGCCCCCACCGGAUCACUCAUCCGCAUUGCUCCAAGGAGGAGGGACGCUUGUUUCGUUCACUACGCCUCAUUCGUCAUGGGCUGGGCUUGGGCUUGGACUCCACCAGGAUAACAUGCUCUACAACACUAGUAAUUCAAGCAGUCAGACUUUGCAGAAUCACAACAACAACUACAACUACUAUAAUGGUGGUGAGAGUGAGAGAAUGAACUCAUCGGCAUUUCAUCAAACAGAUGAUGGGUAUAAGUAUUCGUGUGAUCCUGCUCUCUCUCUUCUGUCAGUUGAAGUUGAAACUCCUCCGCCUCCGCCUCCUCACCACCAGCUCCACUACUGCCCUUCAACGCACCACCACCAGUCAUCAACUACUCGGACUUUCACCUGGGAUCACUAGCUCCAUUGUUGCAAUUUCGAAUACUAUUUGCUCUCUCUUCAUUUCUGCAUCUGUUGUCGAUAUGUGUAUCAAUUUUCUACUCCUCCCGCUUUUGUUUCGUUGGUUUUUUAUUUAAUCAUAAGCUCAUUCAAACUA